UCCAUACAUUUUACUAAAACUCCAAUCACCUGACAAACACCACAUGAAGAGGCCAGACUCCAGACCCACAAACAUUAUUUUGUCCACAUGGAUGGCCAGUGCACAUCUGACCCACUAAUUCCCCCCUCUCUCUCUAGAAUUUGUUAAAUAUUUUCCCUCUCAUUCUUAAAAUUUGACACCUAAUUCACUUCCCACUAAAAAAAAAUCAACAAUGCCUACAUAUAUUCCAUCAUAUCCUCUUCUGUAAACAGUAAGAACCAAAAAAAGCUACAAUCUUGGAACUUUUUAGGUUGCACCCAACAAAAGAAAGAAUAUUAUGAUAUUAAUUCAAUAAUCUUUUUUAUAAAAUCUUUGAGUUUUGAUUAUUUGAAAAUAAGAAACGGUGCAGUGGUGGUGGUGCAAAUGGGAGAUAAGGAGGUUUUGCAUACUUUGAGAGGUGAUAAACAGAAGCAAGUAGGAUGCAUGAAUGGUCUCUUCCAGAUGUUUGACCACCGCUACUUUCUUGGUCAACGCCGAAAUGGUCACACCCACAAGAGGCUGCCUCCAGGUCAAAGUAACAAUGGUGAAACAGAGCUCAUGAAUGACAAGGAAAACUCCCCAAAGGCGGUCAUUAAAGAGAAAAACAGUCUCUCUAUCGAAUUACCAAGAAACUCGAUUUCUUCUUCUAGCUCGUCUACCGCCAUGCCACCAUUAGAUUGUAGCAAACGAGUUCAAACAGAAUUGUCGUCUUGCCAAAGUGUCAUCUCCGAACCCUCUUCAACUCCAUUUUUACACAAAAAACAACCCGAUCUGUUUGUGCAAUCACCUGAUAUCAGAGAUGUCGUAAAGGAUUCAAUGACCAGAGAACCGCGUGUGGUAUCAAUUAAAAGAGUGGCAAAAGACGAACGAGUAGGGCCCACGAUGAAGCACGUUGAUUCCCCGAGGCCGUCCCCGCACGAAAAACCCAUUCAGUACGAGAGAAUUUAUAGGAACCUGAAGGAAUUAAAGGAGACAACACGGUUCUCGUGUGAUGGACGGGAAUCACGGUACCAGAUGAAAUCCGGUAUGACGAUCAAAGAGCUUCCGAGGUUGUCACUCGACAGCAGUAAUUCCACUAAGGAUCGAACGAGUAAUAAGCGAACAUCGUCAAGUGUUGUCGCUAGAUUGAUGGGUUUGGAAGCUCUAACACCCUCCGUUGAUGAAAGUAAAACCUCGAAAACAAACGGAUGUUUUUACGAAGAGUCGGUCGUGAACUCAAAACUAUCAAGAAAAGAGGAAGAAUUAAAGCAUGAUUGUACUUCUGUAUCCCCAGGGGUUCACAAAACUCAAAGGGGGGUUAAAGUCAAUCAUGUAUUUACAAGAAUACCCCUGGAAACGGCUCCAUGGAAGCAAGAACGCGGCGGUCGGGGCCCAUGGAAGCCACCUUUCAAGAGUAAGAAAGGUCCACGACGAGCUAAACCGGGUUCACUGUCGAUUUACGAUGAGAUAGAAAAACGUUUGACCGAACACGAGUUCGAAUCAGCUGGAAAGGAUCUCAGAGCCCUUAAGCAGAUUCUAGAAGCAAUGCAAAAGACGAAAAACAGGUUAGAGAACGAAGAAUACGCAUUCAAUAAUAGCAACGCUGAUGAUAGGUUGAGCCAAAAAGUUGACCAACCGGUUUCCCCCGCUAUAACUCCAAAAAAGGUCAAACAGACUGAAGCUAGACGAGAUAUGGUUCGUAGGAGUCGGUUGAAAGAUCCAAACGUAAGAGAAUGUUCUGGAACUGUGAGCCGAAAAAUGCAGAGAUCAAAGAACAGUAUAAUCGGGCCAUCGUCUGAUUUGAGCAGGCCCAAGAAGCAACCCGGUAUGCAACGACCUCCGUUGGGCUCAACGAACAAACAUCCAAAGGCAAAAACCGUAGAUCAACGGCAAGACAGUAGUGAUACAAGAAACUUGAGUCAACAAAGUGAAACGGUUUCCUUCCAAUCGAAUGAUUCAGAAGUCACGAGUACCGAGUGGAGCCAAGAGGUCAAUAGCCCGUUUCAACGAAAGAAAAACCACAGGGUGAGUGAGUCAACAGCUAAACAUGACAAACAUACCAUGGAACAACCCAGCCCCGUCUCGGUUCUUGAUGCAUUCUACACAGAAGACACGCCAUCUCCCGUAAAGAUGAAAGCUAUUUCCUUUAACGACGACGAAAACUUACAAUUUGAAGAGGCACAACAUCAGUAUUCUGAGUUCGAUAAGAUGAAACUAGAAAAAAUAAAGAACUUAGUUCAUCAAAUUGAACUAUUGAACACAAACACCGAUGAGGAUGAAACUGGAGAUCACAGAUAUGUAGAAGAGAUAUUAUUAGCCUCGGGAUGCUUACGAGAUCUAGACGGUACCGCCGCAAUAGCUCAACUUCACCCAACCGCCGGUUUCAUUAACCCUGAGUUAUUCCAUGUUUUGGAGAAAACCAAAAUACGCGACAAAAAGUUUAUGAGAUCGAAAAUAAGAAGAAAAUUGGUAUUUGAUACUGUGAACGACAUUCUUGGCGAUAAACUAGCCAGGUUCGGUCCUUUAGGGCCACAUAAACGGAGGACUCGGAAUGCAGAUACGUUACUGAAAGAAUUAUGGUCGGGAAUUGACGGUCUGCAAAAUAAACAAGAAAUAGGCGUACCCGAUGAAGAUGAUGAAGUGACGGAUAUCAUAAAUGCAGAUGUGAAUAAACGGUCACAAGAUUGGGAUGAGUAUUAUCAUCAGGUUCCCGAUCUAGUGUUGGAUAUAGAACGGUUAAUUUUUAAAGAUUUGAUUACUGAAGUUGUGAACGAUCAAGUAAGCAGUCUGCAUGAUUGGCAAGUGAGGCCACAUUGUAGGCGAUUAUUCCCGAUGUAGGUUUCUGUUUUCUUCUCUUUUGCUGUUUUUAGAAGCAUAAGUUCUAGUGAAAUCAUGUAUCUGCAAAUCAAAUGUGUGUUCGAACGGAUAUGAAUUAUAAUACAAAAGAAACUGCAUUAUGUUCGUGUUC
Molecule: messenger RNA, 2965 nt
Organism: Helianthus annuus (common sunflower)
Lineage: Eukaryota; Viridiplantae; Streptophyta; Magnoliopsida; Asterales; Asteraceae
Product: protein LONGIFOLIA 1
Exons: 4
Coding region: 403-2835 (810 amino acids)
Biological process (GO): regulation of monopolar cell growth
Source: RefSeq, a predicted model, not a curated record